Messenger RNA from Paramecium sonneborni, 1642 nucleotides. NCBI's taxonomy places the organism in Eukaryota, Ciliophora, Oligohymenophorea, Peniculida, Parameciidae. The record is from the annotation of a GenBank genome assembly.
AUGUAGAAAUCUAAUUCUUCUAAUUCUUCAUCAAAAUCUAAAUAAAGUCAAAAUGUUUAGUUGAAGAACUAUAAACCAAAAGUUUCAUUUUUAAAAAAGCUUAAAACCGAAGAUUUUGCUUUAAGGAAAAAAUUGAUGAAUUAAAAUUUUAUUGGUAAACUAAAGGUUUUGGUUAAGGAAUGUUAAUAACAUAUAUUUAUAUUAUUAGAAGAUCCAUAAAGUUCAUAAUUAGCUAAAGCAAUUUAAAUGAUUCUAUUGUUAAGCAUCUUAUUAUCAUGUGUUACAAUAAUCGUUGACUCUAUUUAUGAAUCUAGUAAUAAAACCUAUAAUUCUGUGAGUUCAACAAUUGAACUAUAUUUAUUUAUAUUUUUUGGAGUUGAGUAUUGUAAGUUAAUAUGUUUAUAUUUAGUAUUACGAUUAUUUUCAACAAGUGCAUUUGAUAGAUCGCUCUUAUAAUUUAUCAUUUCUCCAAUGAACUUAAUCGACUUUGUAUCUAUACUCCCAUUUUUAUUAAGUUUAUUUUUAACUGAAGAUUCCUUUUCUUAAUUGAGAGUUCUUAGAUUAAUCAGAUUUAUACGAAUAUUUCGUUUGUUCAAAUUAUCAAGAUUCAUUAAAGAAAUAUCAAUGAUAGUAAUUAAUGUUGAUAUUAAAGGCAGAAACAGUGAGAAAUUCAUUAAAAGAUAUGUUAAUGUUGAUAGUGAUGCUAUUUUUAAUGGUUAUCUUUUUUUCAACAAUCAUAUACUAUUUAGAAUAUAAUGAAGAUGAAAACGAUCAAAUAAAGAAUCAUAUAAGUUCAAUUCCUGAAGCAAUAUGGUGGUGCGUUGUGACAAUGACAACAGUUGGUUAUGGAGAUUUUAUACCUUAAACUAUUGAAGGAAAAUUUAUAGCAUGUAUAACAGCUUUAUUGGGAAUUACAACAAUAUCAUUACCUGUUGCUAUUAUGGGAAUAAACUUUUACAGAACAUUAAAAGAAAAUGAAGAAACAGAUGAAAUUGAUAGAUUGAAAUAAAAAUAUCAAAUAUCAAAUGAAGUUGUAUCAAAUGAUUAAUUAAAUUUGAGAGAAUUAUAAUUUAUGGAAAAUCGUCUAGAAUAGUUAUAUGAGAAUAAUGAAAAAGUCUUAGAUUAUUUGGAAUAAUCUUAAUAACUUUUUGAUGAAUUAACAGCUAAUUUAAUGAGUUUAUACAAAGCAUUAAGUGAGGAGAUAGAUUUACAUUUAGAAUAUAGAAUGAAGAGACUUAAGAUGAAAUAAAGAGUAAUAUUUUAUGUAUUUUAUAGAUAAUGAAAAUAGAAAAAAAUAUAGAAUAGAAAAAAUCAAUAGAACUAAAUUAAUUAAUACAUUCAUACAGAGAGAAUAAAAGAAAGAUAGCAUUGUCUCCUAUGAUAGAUGAAUCAAGAAUGGAAAGUUUAAAUAGUGUACAUUCUAGAUUAUAAAGUCUUGGUAAUAAAAAAAGAAGUAUAAGGAUGAGCUAAGUAAAGCAUUUGAAGAGUUCAUGUCUAUUUAAAUCUGCUAAAGAAAUUAAUUAUGAUUUGAAUAGUGAAUUAAAAAGUGAGAAUAAUUAAAUUCAUGAAAUUCACUUUCCAGAUCUAAUGGAAGACACUCCACAUGGUGAUUAAUAAAUAAGAAAGAGUUAAUUUGAGAUGA